AAUUGACAGCUCAAAGCAAAGCUCUGGAGCUGCAGGUGACCUAAAAUAUUCGACAGUUCGAGGGGCUUUGGAGGCGGAUUCAUUAGAAAUUCGCAGCCAAGCGUGGCGGGCUGUGGCAGGAUGUGUUUGGAUGUGUUUGGAUGCCAGGAUGCCAGAAUGGCAGUGCCGGUGCUCAUAUCAUUCCAUGCCAGUUAGCAAACACACAGAGCACAGAGAACAGAGCACUCUUGUCUUGUCUGACUACAAUGGAUGCGAGUGGUGGAGCAGGUGGUUCGGGCAUCAACAGUGUCGAAGGUGUCAUAAAUUGGGUUUGUCACCUGUACACCUGCACACACACACACACACACACACACACACUAGAGCUCGUUUCUAUUUCGAGUAGGGGAAUGUCCUGUUUUAGCACACACUCUCUCUUUGCCUUUUUAUUUUGGUUUUUGGGUCGAGGGGGUUCUAAAAACCAGCAUCUUUCCAUCUCUGUUGCGCAUUUCCCCAGACAAAAGCUUGGCGAGAAGAGAAAGCUUCGGCGUUCCUGAAGUUCCUGAAGCCAGGACCCAAUGUUUCGGGAAGUGCGCAAGGUCAGUGCAAGCUGGGAAAGGUGAAAGUUGAAUCUCUAGAAUCUCUGCGAUGGCUGCGAUGAGUGCACCUGCAAUCUGCAGCAAGUGAGAGCAAAAGCUCUUUGAUCCCCGAUGCCUGGUGAUAAGAAAGUUGAGAGCGCGUGAGUGAGCUUUGGCAGGUCCUGCUGGCGAGGAUAUAAAAGGAUGCUGGCUGUUGGCGCACUUUCAGUUGGAUUCCGAGCGAGGCAGCAGCAGCAGCAGCAGCAGCAGCAGCAGCAACAUCAGCAGCGGCAGUGGUUGUGGUUAAGGCUUAAAAACCAGGAGAGAGUGCCACCGUACCACCGAAGGGAAAUGGACACAGAGCUGGAAAAACUAGCUCAGCCUGGUGUGUGUGUUCAACCCGUCGUGACACAGUAGUAGUGCCAGUGUGUGUGUGCGUGUGUGUGUGUGUGAGUGUGUUUGCAAAGAACAGAGGCUAGUGCGAUGCAGGCCUAGAAGUGGGCGUACCAGAACCAAGACCAACGGAAAGCUGGAACGGAACCACUCUGAUUGACCAGGAGCCACCGGGAACAGCCGCCGCACUGGCGUCGUUUUGCGAGCGCGGCUUGAUGCCCGAUUCGAUGAUGGACAUGGAGCAUCGGGACCAUCAGCUGCACCGCCAGCAGCAGCAGCAGCAAUCGCACCGCAUAACGGCCAGUACCAGCACGUUUGCACCGCCAGCACCGUCAUCCACCAGCCAAUCGGAGGAUCGGGACCGCGACAGGGAGAGGGAGAGGGAGAGGGACAGGGACAGGGACCACCAACAUCUGCACCAGCAGCAGCAGCACCACCAUCUUCAGUCCAACCAUGUGGCCUCAUCACCACUGCCCGUGAAUGCCUCCAUACAGCUGCAUCAACAGCAGCAGCAGCAGCAACCUCAAAUCCGGGAACGCGAGCAGCAGCAGCAGCAGCAGCAUCACCACCAGCAGCAAUUGCAGCCGCAGAUGCAACAACAACAGCAGCAGCAACAGCAACAACAGCAGCAAAUGUUGCAGCAACCACAGCAGCAGAUGCAGCAGCAGCAACUGCCCCACAGUCAUCAUGCCUUAAUGCAGCAAUCGCAACAGCAGCAGGCCAUCCAUCGAGCCGAGGCGCAUAGAGAUACACAAGCAAAACAUUCACAUGGAUUUCUCUAUUCGGACGAGGAAAUCAGCGAUAAGGCAUCAACAUGCGGAAAAUUGUUAAUAUUUCUCUCCGUGGCUCUUGUGAUAAUGACGUUACCCUUCAGUCUCUUCGUCUGCUUCAAGGUGGUGCAGGAGUACGAGCGCGCGGUUAUCUUCCGUUUGGGUCGUCUCAUGCAGGGCGGUGCCAAGGGCCCAGGUAUCUUCUUCAUCCUGCCCUGCAUUGACUCCUAUGCCCGUGUGGACUUGCGUACCCGCACCUACGAUGUGCCACCGCAGGAGGUUCUCACAAAGGAUAGCGUUACGGUUUCGGUGGAUGCAGUGGUUUACUAUCGGGUAUCAAAUGCAACGGUCUCUAUCGCGAACGUGGAGAAUGCUCACCAUUCGACCAGGCUACUGGCACAGACUACUCUACGAAACACAAUGGGAACUCGGCAUUUGCAUGAGAUACUCAGCGAGCGUAUGACGAUUUCCGGCACAAUGCAGGUUCAACUCGACGAAGCCACCGAUGCCUGGGGCAUCAAAGUUGAACGUGUUGAAAUCAAGGACGUGCGUCUGCCCGUGCAACUGCAACGUGCCAUGGCCGCCGAGGCAGAAGCCGCCCGAGAAGCCCGCGCCAAAGUCAUUGCCGCCGAAGGAGAACAGAAGGCGUCGAGGGCGCUUCGCGAGGCGUCUGAGGUGAUUGGCGAUUCGCCGGCAGCCCUCCAGCUGCGUUACCUGCAGACGCUCAACACCAUAUCCGCGGAGAAGAACUCGACGAUUGUUUUCCCGCUGCCCAUCGAUUUAAUAACGUAUUUCCUGAAGACCAACGAGGCCUCAACGCAGAAGAACGCUCGAGCGGCAGCGGCAGCAAUUGGCAAUACACCGCCACCAUUGCAGCUGGCACCGCAGCAGCAGCCAUUCCAACAACAGCAGCAGCAACAGCAACAGCAGUUCCUGCAGGAUCCACAGCAGCAGCAGCAAUACCAGCAGCAGCAGCCGCAACAGCAACAGCAGCAGCCGCAGCAGCAGCAACAACAGCUACAGCAGCAACAACAACCGCCCCAGCAACAACAAGAUCAGCAUUAUCAGCAGGGGCAGCAGAUCUCAUCAGCCAUGUAAAUCAGCUUAAGAUCAGAAAAAAGAUUCGGCCUUGUCGACUCGAAAAUGCCCUGCACAAUUUGAACAGAAACUGCUGGGGAUAAGCUUAAAGAUUGCAUUUAAAGAUACCUCAGGGAUCUAACAACAUCGACGUCUCUUCGUAAUAAAUGCUUACCGAAUAUCGAUAAAAUAAAAAUUUGUAGCUGAACAGGCAAGUGUUUUUUAGUCGGCAAUAUUCCAUUUCAUGUUUUAGAAGUAGGUAACUCCAUAAGACCUAAGAAUAUGUGCAUAAUGCAUAUUUUUGAGUUGCUAACUUGUGGAAAAUGAGCUCAUAGUAGGUAUUUAAUAUUGGGAGAAAGAAAUACAUUUAUUUUCCUGGGGUUGACAAAAAAGCAACCUUUAGGCAACACCCCUAAACAAUGUAGAGUCGAUUAUUUGUGCAGAGCAUAAUCAAUUCAAAAACACAAAAACAAACAAACGGAAACAACGAUUCAAGAGAAUCAAAAAACUUAGUUCAUAACACCGAUAAGUGCGAUUCGAAUUCGUUAGCCGGCAGCAGGUCCUUUUGAAAAACUGGGGAUCUGUGGUCAAAUAGUUACGAAAAUACAAACCUAGAAUAGUUUCAUACGAGGCGAAAAAUAGAGUUUAAUAUUUGUAGCUUUACGACCAGAGGAUGCAAUUCUAAAUAUUAAAUGUAGGACUUAGCGGUGCAAUUCAAGAUUACCACACAAAAUUUAGAUCAAAUCAAAUUACUUAUUAUCAGCAAAUACAAAAUUCAAAAUCCCCUCAUAUAAUCUGUAGUCGCUUAGGUGAAAAUUCUAAAACCAACCAGUUUUGAACGCCUCAAAUUGUGAAAUUUUAGAUAGUCAAAAAUGGUUGGUUUGGUUUUGUCUUUUCACACCACAAACUAAGAUAUCUGCAGAUUAUAGUUUUUUUUUUUGUUUUUAUUGUUCUACAAAGGUCCGUUUUUUUAAGGCUAGUUAUUCGGAAAACUAUUAUCUGAUUACUUUUGUAACCAGUUUUUGAAAGUAUUUCAAUAAUAAAAUAUUAAACGAUAUUAAUUGUUUUUCCUAAAUUACACAGUCCUUAUUUAAUUUUUGAUUAUUAUAUUAAAUUAGUUAAAUGUUCAUACGAAAGCGUAACUUCGUAUUUUUCUCGAUGACAUUCACUUCAUUAAGAAAACGGGCCUUCGUUGAACAAAAAUAUAUCUCAUAGAACCGUUGACGAAGUCGUUUUGUAAAUGUUUAUCAGUAAGUUGUUUGACCUGUUAAUUAUGAACGAUUCUGAUGACUUAUGCUGUAUACUAGCUAUGCAAAUUAACGUAUAAGACAUGAUUCAGGUUAGCCCGCAUAUACUAGAGUUAAUGUUGUCCACAAACCAAUUACAACUUUAUAGGACUUUAAUGACUCUAGAUAUGAACAGUUGUACUUAUAUGGUACACCCCAUAUUCCUACAACUAGUACAACUGUUAAUCUGUUUCAACUGGAGUAAAUCCGGUAAACUAGCCGAUUUUUUUGAUAAUUGUGGGUUUAGAAAGAUGUUCAAAAGACUACUAUCGUCUUUUAAAACUUCACUAAACUCACAUGCACAAAUCAAAUCUACUAGUCAGUAACGUUCGUAAGUCAAAAGUACGAAUGCCAAACAAUAAAUAAGAGUAAUACGAAUUUAUUGUACAUACAAUAAAUAAGUAGGUACAGAACUGUUUUAUCCAUUGAACUUUGACACCAAUUAAAAUUGGAUAUUAUUCGUAUAGGAUAACACACCACACACCACACACAAACACUAGCAAAGGAAGUAUAUAGAAGUAUUGUCUCUCUCUCACGAAGUAGCAAGUGGCUACUUAAAUACGUCUACUUGUAUGUCUAUAUGUCAGUAGAUGUCGAAGUAUAACAAAUAAAACUAAACUAAAGUGCAUUUGCAAAACACAGAAACGUUUACUUUUUAGCGCACUUCAUGGAUUACAAAAAAAAGAGUUAUUGAAUUAAUUAUAUAUACAUAUACAAGCAUUACGAAUUACAUAUUAUGUACAAUUUUGCCUUUGAAAAAUUUUUAAACGGAAACGAUUUCAUUAUUCACAUACGAUUAGAUAUAUGUGUAAAGGAAAAAUAAAAUUUCUUCAACUUUUUUGGUAUCCAAAAGAGCAAAAACAAAAAGCAAAGCUGGUCUUUUAU
Drosophila gunungcola (fruit fly) is the source of this 4965-nucleotide messenger RNA. RefSeq names its product band 7 protein CG42540. The record is from RefSeq and is a predicted model, not a curated record. Gene Ontology annotation, cellular component: plasma membrane. Lineage: Eukaryota; Metazoa; Arthropoda; Insecta; Diptera; Drosophilidae.